AUUUUAUAGCUCGAACUAAAAAUAUAAUUUAUCACUCUAGUUAUCGUAAUAAUACAGAACUUGAAAGACUAUCCCGGAAGAUCGUUAGAAAUUUGUUGAAACUGAAGGCAAAGAAAUGGUUAUAAAUAUAGCAAAACAAUUUUUUUUAGUAUUUUCUACUGGAUUUAUAAGUGAUUAUGUAUUGGCUGGAGUGAUAAUAAAUGGAAAUAAUAAUAUACAUGGAUGGAAUGUACUGAUUGGUAAAAAAUAUUUUCAAAUAUUUGGCGAGUGUGGUGGUUUAUUUAUUAACCGACAUGUUUUUAUUACCGAUGCCGAAUGUUUUAACUAUAUGAUAAGAGAGGGAGAUAUUGAAUGUAUAUAUUUUUCACAUCAAAACUCUAAGAACACACUUUACAAAGUAGACAAAGAUAACAUUUAUUAUAAUGAAGAUUUGAGUAAAACCUAUGACAGUAAUAAACGUCAAAUUGUUGUAUUAAUGUCUAAGAUUCCGAUAACUGAAGAUUACUUUGAUCUACAUAAUGAUAUCAGUGAUAUUAAUAGUCAUAAAUGUUACGUGUUUAACAAUCAAGAUUCUCAGUUGGAUCUUAGUCCUUGCACGACAGCAACAUUACAUUAUAUAUCGAACGAUAAUAUUCAUGACCCAACGUUUCUAUGUUCUUGGACAGAUUUUACUGUGAUUUCUGGAAAUGCAGUGAUUUGUGAUUCGAAAAAAAACCCUCAAAAGAAAAUUGUUCUUGGAUUAUUGUCAGUACAUAGGAAUUUGAAUGAUGAUGAAGCUUCAUCGAUUGGAGUAGAAAAUGUAACUGAUUUGCGAGAUAAAAUUAACGAAAAACUGAAACAACUUUUGCAGUAAUUUUUUGUUUGCGUUCAUGAAUAUCUAAUUAGUAUUUACUAAUAAUGAAUCUGCUAUGCAAUUUAAUU
Microplitis demolitor is the source of this 921-nucleotide messenger RNA. RefSeq lists its product as uncharacterized. Bases 116 to 853 code for a protein of 245 amino acids. NCBI's taxonomy places the organism in Eukaryota, Metazoa, Arthropoda, Insecta, Hymenoptera, Braconidae. The transcript is spliced from 4 exons. The record is from RefSeq and is a predicted model, not a curated record.